Haplochromis burtoni (Burton's mouthbrooder) is the source of this 3287-nucleotide messenger RNA. RefSeq names its product adhesion G protein-coupled receptor E5. The record is from RefSeq and is a predicted model, not a curated record. Gene Ontology annotation, molecular function: calcium ion binding; G protein-coupled receptor activity. Gene Ontology annotation, biological process: adenylate cyclase-activating G protein-coupled receptor signaling pathway; cell surface receptor signaling pathway. The coding region runs from base 464 to 2683 and encodes 739 amino acids. The transcript has 17 exons. Gene Ontology annotation, cellular component: membrane. Lineage: Eukaryota; Metazoa; Chordata; Actinopteri; Cichliformes; Cichlidae.
CACAGAGUCAAAGAGAAGUGCAAGAAAGAGCAGUGUGAGGGAGACAGGGCCACGCUGAUAAAUGAAAAGAAAGAAAGGAGGGAGAGAGAGAGAGUCUGUGUGUGUGUGUGUGAGAGAGAGAGAGAGACUGAGAUAGAGAGGUCUCGCGCGCGCGAGAGAGCGAGGGGUGGGGAGUCGAGCGCGAGACAUGCCCAGGCUGAAAGUCUGAAUCUGAGAGAGGAAGAAAGCUGGUGAAGGUUCAUUCUUGUUUUUCCUGUCACAAGUAAAAAUAACUUGUACGAAAAGGACGUCUCUUUUCAGUGAUCAGUGUUUGUUUUGUCACUCAAAUACUUUUUCGAUUUUUAUGGACCUGAAAUUUUUUUCUUGAACCUUUGUGAGCGGACAGCCACCAGAUUUCCACUUCAUUCAUAGUCGCGAUAGUUCAGAAACAAACUUCUGUGUGGAACUGUUUUUCCUAUUCAGCAUGGGAUUUGGGAAAGGACUACUUCUGCUUGGGCUAGCAUGUGCACUGGGAAAUCAUGUUCUGGGGUGUAGAAUUGGCUUGAGCUACAGCAAAACUAUCAAAGACUGCACCGAUGUUGAUGAGUGUUCAGAAAAUCCAUCGCGAUGUGGGAGUCAUUCAAGAUGCAUUAACACAAUUGGCAGCUACUACUGUCAGUGCCUGCAUGGAUUCAUUCACAGUUCAAAAUAUGUUAACUUCACACAGGGACAGUGCAUAGAUACAAAUGAGUGUAUAGGUAAUUCAUCUAUAUGUGGGAGUCAUUCAAGCUGCAUUAACACAAUUGGCAGCUACUACUGUCAGUGCCAACACGGAUUCAUUCACAGUUCAAAAAAGGCUAACUUCACAGAGGGACAGUGCAUAGAUUUUAAUGAGUGCACAGACAGUGAAAAUAAAGAAGAGCUGUGUGGACCCAAUGGAGUGUGUAAUAAUAUUAUUGGGAGUUAUUGGUGCAACUGCUCAAAUGGCUACACCAAUUACAGCGCGGAAAGGACACCAUGCUCAAAACUCGAUUGUGAUAACUUCCGUGCUGAGAAAAAGCCAACACAGUUGCUCGGGGGCCUGGCAAACAUCAUGUCCAUGAUGAGAAACAGCUGUUUGGCCCUGUCUGGAACUGGCAGCAAAGUAAAGCUUGAUGGAGAUGCGCUACUGGAGAAACUUUUCACAGAGACUGAUGCGAUGCUGUCUCCUGGAACCCAGAACAUCGAUGAAAGUGUGAGCGGGCUGCUCACUGCUGUGGAGAAAUCGAUUUUAUUCAUUGGGCCUCAGCUAAAAGACAACCACACUAAGAUGGAGAACAACAAGAUAGAUGCACAGAUUGCUGUUCAAAGAGGAACGACCCGACCAACUGGAGACAUUCGUCUGUCCAGUGAAUAUGCUUAUCUGGACACAGACUGGACAACAGCAGCCGGGACGGGAAAAUAUCCUGGUUUUGCUGUGGCUGCAUUGUUGAGCUACAAAAACCUUGAAAGCUCUGUGAACAGGUCUUUCGAGAUGGUCAAAGGAGCUAAAGAAAACGGAGCGGACCCCUCCUACCAGGUCUUCUCUAAAGUUGUGUCUGUGGUGGUCUCAAAUCCGUCGACUCAGAAACUGAGCCGCUCUGUCAACAUCACCUUCAGACAUCUUGAGGACAUAGAGGAAUCGACUAACGUGAGUUACAUCUGUGCAUAUUGGACCGAGACAGGGGCCUGGUCCACAGAUGGUUGUUCUAAGCAGGACUCCAAUGCCUCACGCACCAUAUGUACAUGUAACCAUCUGAGCAGCUUUGCAGUGCUCAUGGCUCUUCACCCCAUCGAGCACACCUAUGGGCUCGAGCUGGUGACUAAAAUAGGACUGACCAUCUCCCUGUUGUGUCUCACACUCUGCAUCCUGACUUUCAAGUUCUGCCGUUCCAUACAGGGAACCCGCACCACUAUCCACCUGCACCUCUGCAUCUGUCUCUUCAUAGCUGAUCUUAUCUUCCUGGCUGGCAUUUCUCAAACUAAACCUGUGGGUGGCUGCAGGUUUGUUGCAGCAAUGCUCCAUUUCUUCUUCCUGGCGGUAUUCACCUGGAUGCUGUUAGAAGGGGUGCAGCUGUACCGUAUGGUUGUUCUGGUGUUCAAUGCCACCAUGCGGCCCCUCUACCUAUAUGCUGUGGGCUACGGGACGCCUCUGUUUAUCGUCAUUAUAUCCGCCUGCGUUAGAGCAAACGGAUACGGCACUAAAAAAUACUGCUGGCUGUCCACGGAUGACGGCUUCGUCUGGAGCUUCUUCGGGCCUGUGUGCUUAGUCAUCUUUGUGAAUGUCUUCUUCUUUAUCAUCACCGUCUGGAAACUUGCCCAGAAGUUUGCCAGCCUCAACCCAGACCUCUCCAACCUGCACAAAAUUAAAGCUUUCACUGUGACAGCUGUAGCCCAGAUGUGUAUUCUGGGUCUGAUGUGGGUAUCUGGGGUCUUCUUGUUUCAAGAGGAUCCCCCUGUUGCGGUGUCGUACAUUUUCACCAUCUUCAACAGCCUGCAGGGCGCACUGGUCUUCAUCAUGCACUGUCUGCUGUCCAAACAGGUGAGAGAGGAAUAUGCCAAUUUCCUCUCCUGUAUCUGCACGUCACAGAAGAAGAGAUACUCAGACCUAAGCACCACAAAUCCCUCCAGCAGUCAAUCACAAGGUUCAAAGAGUGGGCAGCAAACAGGAGAAUCACAAAUAUGAAGAGCUCAAGCUCAAGCUUUACUCCAAAGACUUAAUGACUAUCACACAUUCAGUCUAUUUUGUCACCUACAGCAAUUUUUCAUUUAAACUUGAUUCCGGUGAAGUCUAAAAGCAGUGACUCACUAAAUGACUACACAAUGCUGGCUGGGGGCUGUUGGCAGAUUCACCCACACUCGGUGACUUGGGGAAAAAAAGAAAUAAAGUGGUUCCUGGAUAUUUACAUUUAAACUAUAGUUUUUAGUUUUAUCCAAGUCCUCUUAAAAUCCUUUAUUUCAAAAUAAAAUGUCAUUCUUAGGUACUGAUAGCAAGCAUUUAUAGCUUGUCUUUAAAGUGUCACAUCAUAAAACAGUAAGAAAUGAAAUUGUGACCUGUUAAGCACAGGUUAUUCCUCGUAGGUAACGUAAUGUUAAUGGGACCAAAUUUCAGUUCAAUCCAGUAGCAUCGUUUGCUACUCACAAGGUCGCAAGGUCCGAUUUACCUCCUGAAUAUGGUUAUUUUCCUCAUCGUUUGUGUGCUGUAGUACUCUUUGUAGUUCAAGGCGUACUGGUAAUGACAGAUUUUUAUCACUGAGUUAAAAAAAAAAAAGUCAUUACAGUCACAGGCA